CUAUCUUCGUCUCUUCGAGCGACUUCAGGCUUUGCACGCGCAUCGCAACCUGUUAGGUUGGGAACUACUUUGCAGCGUUACCUUUCGCAGGAUGCGCGGUCAAAGCUCCAGGCAGCCGUCAAAGAGCGACCUCUGGUGGUGUUCAUGAAAGGCACGCCAGAACUUCCUCAGUGUGGGUUUUCUCGCGCUGUCAUCCAGCUACUCGAUAUCAACGGCGUGCCUUCGGACAAGCUGAAGACAUAUGAUGUGCUGGAGGACCAAGACUUGAGAAAUGAGAUUAAAGAAUUUUCUGAGUGGCCGACGAUCCCUCAAGUAUACGUCAACGGUGAGUUCGUCGGUGGAUGCGACAUCAUUCUUGGCAUGCACCAGUCUGGAGAACUCGAGUCUUUACUCCGAAAACAUAAUAUCGUCCCAAAAACGGAAGAGGCGGAGCAGUCCGCUGCAUGA
This is a messenger RNA of Fomitiporia mediterranea MF3/22, 447 nucleotides long. RefSeq names its product monothiol glutaredoxin-5. The record is from RefSeq and is a predicted model, not a curated record. Lineage: Eukaryota; Fungi; Basidiomycota; Agaricomycetes; Hymenochaetales; Hymenochaetaceae. The annotation marks the transcript as partial. The transcript is spliced from 3 exons.